AUGAGACUGGAAGAGCUACUGGAAUGCCCCCAGCCUGACAAGAUGAGGAGAAAGACGAGAAAGCUCAAACGCAAGGCAUUUGAAGAUAGUAAAUCACCCACAGAAGGGAGUGACCAAGAACGUGAAGAUGGUAGUAGUCAGUGCUGUGACUCUCCAACACACGAGAGAGGUCAUGGUGCAAAGAGACCGUAUGUGUGUACUGAGUGUGGAAAAGCCUUUAGUCAGAGUGCCAACCUCACUGUGCAUGAGCGAAUCCACACAGGAGAGAAGCCUUAUAAGUGUAAGGAGUGUGGGAAAGCCUUCAGUCAUAGUUCCAACCUCGUGGUCCAUCGGAGAAUUCACACAGGCCUGAAGCCGUACACAUGUAGCGAGUGUGGGAAGUGUUUCGGUGGUAAGUCACAUCUCAUCCGGCACCAGGGAAGCCACAGUGGAGAGAAAACAUACAAAUGUAAGGAGUGUGGGAAAGCCUUUAGUCGGAGUUCAGGACUUAUUUCUCAUCACAGAGUUCACACUGGCGAGAAGCCCUACACUUGUAUUGAGUGUGGGAAAGCAUUUAGCAGGAGUUCAAACCUUACUCAACAUCAGAGAAUGCACAGAGGAAAAAAGAUUUACAAAUGUAAAGAGUGUGGGAAAACAUGUGGUUCUAAUACAAAGAUUAUGGACCAUCAGAGAAUUCACAGUGGAGAGAAGCCCUAUGAGUGUGAUGAGUGUGGAAAAGCAUUCAUCUUGAAGAAGGCUCUUAAUGAACACCAGAGACUUCAUCGUCGAGAGAAACCUUAUAAAUGUAAGGAGUGUGGGAAAGCUUUUACUUCUAACCGAAACCUUAUUGAUCAUCAGAGAGUUCACACUGGAGAGAAGCCUUAUAAAUGUAAUGAGUGUGGGAAAACCUUCAGACAGACUUCCCAAGUUAUUCUCCAUUUGAGAACCCACACUAAAGAGAAACCCUAUAAAUGCAGUGAGUGUGGGAAAGCCUAUCGUUAUAGCUCACAGCUUUUUCAACAUCAAAGAAAACAUAACGAAGAGAAAGAAACCUUGCUGUUUGUAGGCCAGGUGUGAUGGCACACGCCUUUCAUCCCAGCAUUUAGGAGGCAGAGACAGGGAGAUCUCUGUGAGUUCUAGAACAGCUAAGGCCACACAGUGAGACCCCUGUCUUAGAAAAAAAGGAAAGUUGGCUCUAAGGCUAAUUGCUACUUUUCUGAAAAUUAGAUUUUUAGUAACAUUAAAUUUAAUUCUGCUUCUAAGAACCCAUACAGGAAAAAUAAUAAGUGCUAAAGUUUAACAAAAGGGAUAUUCGUGCCAGCAUUAUACAUAACUGAAAGGGAGAAAAAACGACCAUAGAUUAUUUCAUGUGCGGGAUGAAACAAAUGAUACAUCUAUUCAGAGUAUGCCUCUGAAGCCAGUCUGUUUUUAAAGAAUUUUUAAUGUGUGCCAUGGGGGAAAUUUUGAAGAAAAUGGAAAAUGAAAGAAUAAAAUAUCCAGAUAAAAUAUUUCUGGUUUUUCGAGACAGGGUUUUUCUGUGUAGCUUUGGCGCCUGUCCUGGAACUCACUCUGUAGCCGAGGCUGGCCUGGAACUCACAGAGAUCCGCCUGUCUCUGCCUCCCAAGUGCUGGGAUUAAAGGCAUGGGCCACCACCGCCGCCCUCAGAUAAAAUAUUUAUGCCUAGGAAAAAUGGGGAAAGUGAAAGAGGGCCAAACCUAAAUUUCAGCAAUGGUUAUCUCUGUUAAUAAGUUGUAGGUGAUUUCUAUUUUCUCCUGUGUACUUUUCUAGACUUUCUAGAUUUUUUACAAUGAGAGUGUUACUUUCUAAGAAAACAGUAUAUUUUAAAUAUAAUGAGUGCGUUCUUAUUUUUAUUCAGUGGUGGUAGGAAAAGUACCUAUUAUGUAGUCUUAAAAAGCUUGGGAUUCACCCUAAUACUGGCACUCCACUUCUUACUAGUAAAACCAGUGCUGCCUUUUGUUCUUUGCAGUUUUAAGGUAAGUUGACUCUAUAAUCACUGUUAGGUUAAAAGAACACAGCAAAGGACAUUAGUUCACCUUCUUUUCCUGCAUAGUAGAGUAAUCAUCCAUGAUGGACAGCUACCCCGAGCUCCAUCCUUCCAGCAAAUAUCUAGACAAUUAGGAAAAAAAUUUUCUUUUAAUGGACUGGAGAAAUUGUAGGCUCAAAAAAUAGGAAGUGGAGAAUUUUGCCUUCAUCGUGUUAUUUGGAGCUGAGUGGGUGAAAUACAGUUAGGUUGAGAGACCUAUGUCCUGAUCCACUUGCUGAGUACCAGCUUAACUACUUUGGACACAUGACUUCACUGCUCAGAUUUCUGGUUUACCUCAAAGGGCUGCUGUGAGGAUUAAGUGAGAUGAUGCCAGUGAUGUAUGCCAAGACUGGUACAUGGCAGAAACAAACAGCUCCAGUGAAGGUUAGUGGAGCCAUAUUUCUAAACACUCCCAAAAGAAAAUAACUUAAGAGAUAUUUAGUAUUUAGCAUAUUUUCAGGUGUAAUUAACAAGAUUCCAAGUAAUGAUAACUUUCAUCUUUAAAAUGUCAUUGUUGUUUCUGAAGAGGUCAUCUAGAAUUAAGCAGCUCAUCCUUUGUUUUUGUAACUCAGCAGUUCAUCAGACUUGCAAAAACUCCAUACGUUCUUCAUCAAAUUGCUUUUAUUGUUCAUUAUCUCAUGGUUGCAAGCCACUGGCCACACCUGCAUUCUUCUUCACACAGCUUCCCCCAAGACAGGACUGGAGUAAAGGAGCAGAACAUGCUUCUAUAAUUUAUUACUAUUGAAAAAAAUGUUUCCCCAAAGUGGGGGCCGAAUGCUGAUUAAUUAAUGUGACAAAUUUGACUGGAUUCCCAACCCCUGGGGAAUUGAACCUGGGGCCUCACAUACUAGCCAAGCACUGUACCACUCAUUUGUAACACCCUGAUCUUGAUGGCAAGCUUUCAGGAAGGUAUUAGCCUAUCUUUAGUCACUAUCAAAAAUUUUCAUUCCUUAGUUCAAAAUCCACCUAACUAUAUUUAGAAUCUCUCCAUUACUAAUUCCUCCUGUAUACAAUAAAUUCCUUAAGUCGA
Peromyscus californicus insignis is the source of this 3053-nucleotide messenger RNA. RefSeq names its product zinc finger protein 660 (gene Znf660). NCBI's taxonomy places the organism in Eukaryota, Metazoa, Chordata, Mammalia, Rodentia, Cricetidae. Gene Ontology annotation, biological process: regulation of transcription by RNA polymerase II. Gene Ontology annotation, molecular function: DNA-binding transcription factor activity, RNA polymerase II-specific; RNA polymerase II cis-regulatory region sequence-specific DNA binding. The record is from RefSeq and is a predicted model, not a curated record. Bases 1 to 1056 code for a protein of 351 amino acids. The transcript has a single exon.